AUGGCACACAUAGCCACUCAUCAUCCUUCGGAAAAGCGUGUCGCGGUGUACGCAGACUAUGGGGCGCGAAAUCACGAGUGUCUUCCGAUGAAGUACUCGGACAUACCUUUGCGUCCAAUUCUCAUUGGCCUCGUCGGCUUGGAUGAACGAUAUCACCUGUUUGUUCCCAACUUCAAGGCAUCUGCUAUGCGUCUUACUUUUGCUACAGUCGUCGUCCUUGUCGGUUUAGCCGCUGCUACUCCUACUCCGGUCGAGGAGAAGCGUCUUGAUUGCUACAACAGCUGCAUGCAAACAUGUUCUCCUCCUGGCGCUGCCAUCUGCUCAAUUCUCUGCGGACAGCAGUGCAAGUAG
Messenger RNA from Rhizoctonia solani, 351 nucleotides. Its product is annotated as Ctr domain-containing protein. The record is from RefSeq and is a predicted model, not a curated record. Bases 1 to 351 code for a protein of 116 amino acids. Lineage: Eukaryota; Fungi; Basidiomycota; Agaricomycetes; Cantharellales; Ceratobasidiaceae. The transcript is spliced from 5 exons.